Molecule: messenger RNA, 1431 nt
Organism: Auxenochlorella protothecoides
Lineage: Eukaryota; Viridiplantae; Chlorophyta; Trebouxiophyceae; Chlorellales; Chlorellaceae
Product: F-box-like/WD repeat-containing protein TBL1XR1
Exons: 6
Coding region: 1-1431 (476 amino acids)
Biological process (GO): regulation of transcription by RNA polymerase II
Cellular component (GO): histone deacetylase complex
Molecular function (GO): protein binding; transcription corepressor activity
Source: RefSeq, a predicted model, not a curated record
AUGGCCCUCACCUCCGACCAUGUCAAUUUCCUGGUGUACCGCUACCUUUUGGAGGCUGGCUUCGCCCACACCGCCUUCACCUUUGGCGCGGAGAGCUCCAUCCUGAACUCCGGCCUGCCCGGCGCCGACGUGCCCGUGGGCACGCUGGUCAGCAUCCUGCAGAAGGGCUUCCAGUUUGCCGAGCUGGAGGCCAACCUGACGGAGGAGUCCACCGAUGUCUUCGGCGAGUUCACGCCGCUGUCGGCGGAGGCCAUCAUGACCGGGGAUGUGGAGGAGCUGCGCGCCACCGUUCGCGAGUGGCACGAGAAGCGUGACGCCGCCGCGCUGGACGUGCUGGCCUCGGGGCCGGAGGAGCUGGACCCUGGUGCCUGCCUGGGGCUGGGGGGCGCGGAGGGGCCCGUGUAUGCCUGCCCCUGGGCCCCGGCCGGCCCCCCUCGCCUCGCGGCGGGGUCCGCGGACGGCAGCCUGCGCCUGUGGGACUUUCCCGAGGGCACUCGGGAGCCACCGCCCGCGCCCUGUGUCUGCGCCACGGGGGGUGAGAUCACGGCGAUAGAGUGGUCGCCGGGGUCGAGCCUGCUGGCCGUGGCACUCAUGGACGGCAGCAUCCAGAUCUGGGAGGCCGACGGCACGCGCAAGUUCACGCUGGAGGGCCACACGCGGUCCAUCUUCGCACUGCGCUGGAACCGGCGCGGCGACCUCCUGCUCUCCUGCUCUGUGGACUGCGCCGCCAUCGUCUGGGAUGCGCGGACCGGCGCCCUGCGCAGUCGCUGCGUGCACCACGCCGCGCCGCUGCUGGACGGCGACUGGCGCACAAACGCCAUCUACGCCACCGCCAGCGCCGACCGCACCAUCGCCGUCUUCAGGGUAGGCGAGGACCGACCCCUCAAAGUCUGGAAGGGGCACUCCGGGGACAUCAACGGCGUGCGGUGGGAUGGCAGCGGCAAGCUGCUGGCCUCGGCCUCGGACGACGGCACCGUCCGCAUCUGGUCCCUCACCUCUGAUGCGCCACUACACACUCUGACAGGGCACAGCGCCGAGGUGAACAGCCUGCGGUGGGGCCCCUGGGACAGCCGCCACCUGCUGGCCAGCGCCGGCGCCGACGGCCUGGUCCAGAUCUUCGACCCCGACACCGGCACGGUGGUGCACCGCCUGGACCGCCACGGCGCCAACGUGCCGCACCUGCGCUGGAGCCCCGCGGGCGAGUACCUGGCCACCGGGGAUGAACUGGGCCAGGUCCUGGUCUGGUCCACCAAGUCGGGGGCUGUGGUGCGCAGCCUGCAGUGCCCCGCCCUCAUUCACGACCUGUCCUGGGCGCCGGACGGCGAGACGCUGUCCAUGUGCAUGGCCGAGGGCGCACCCCAGGUGCUGGUGGUACCCCUGGGUCAGGUGCCGCCCCUCCCCCCGGCCGACCCGAAGCCCAUGUCGCCAUGA